Exaiptasia diaphana is the source of this 2457-nucleotide messenger RNA. RefSeq lists its product as uncharacterized. NCBI's taxonomy places the organism in Eukaryota, Metazoa, Cnidaria, Anthozoa, Actiniaria, Aiptasiidae. Gene Ontology annotation, molecular function: metalloendopeptidase activity; zinc ion binding. Gene Ontology annotation, biological process: proteolysis. The record is from RefSeq and is a predicted model, not a curated record. The transcript has 16 exons. Gene Ontology annotation, cellular component: membrane. The coding region runs from base 71 to 2281 and encodes 736 amino acids.
UCUCAUAUAUCAUAACGGUUUUCAGGCACGAUUCAAAUCGUCCGUCAAGACCGUCGAAGUAACAUACAAGAUGUCCUGGCUGGUGAUAUUAGCUUUAAUCAACGCUGUCAUAGCGACCAAAGGAUUACUAAACGAACCAAGUGAAUAUUCGUAUCAUAACGAUGAGAAGUUAAAGAAAAUAGUAGAAGACGUGUUAUCAGAAAUGGAAAACGACGACGUCCAUUCUCGGAUUUUUGCGGUCAACGAGGCUCACAGAAAGUAUCGAGAUCAGACUCAAGCAACCAGACCCCCGGCUGAAAUCGAUGUGGACGAGAAUAUCAUCGAGACUAACUUAGAGCAAGGUGUCAAUCUAUUUGAAGGAGAUAUUGAUCUCACUCCUGAAGAAGCUGCAAUGCUAAAGGAGAGUGGUACCCUACAGAAGCGAACCGCUGGCCAGCAAAGUCGCAGUAAUUUUUGGCAUGACCGUUUCGUUCCCUACAUGAUAGCUCCGUCACUGAAAAGUAAACGUCACCUCAUCCGAAAAGCAGUCCGCAUUUUCCAACGUGAUACGUGCUUGAAGUUCGCCGAAAUAACGAGUUACAGAUCGAAUACCAAUUACAUCUACAUCGACAUGAGAGAUGGAUGUCACUCCACGAUUGGUAAAGUAUCAAGAAAGACUCGACAAGUUUUAUCGRUAGGACAUGGUUGUCAUGACAUCGGAACCAUCUUGCAUGAGAUGACGCAUGCUAUAGGAUUCUGGCAUGAGCAAUCAAGGCCAGACAGAGACAAGUACGUAAGAGUGCGAUGGGAAAACAUUACACCAGGACAAGAACACAAUUUCAAAAAACAUGGAAUCAGUUCUGUGGACUCGUUAAACCUUCCCUACGACUAUGAAAGCAUCAUGCAUUACGGCAAGAAAGGCUUUUCAAUUAAUGGRGGCAAUACUCUAGAGAAGAUUGAUGACCCAAAAGCCAAGCUAGGAAGUGCUUCAAGAAAGGAUACUGGGUUCAGCGCAUACGACAAGAUGGCGAUAAAUGCCCUGUACGAGUGCAGCAAGUUUCCAGGUAGCUAUCGCGGGUUUUCAAGCUGGUCCAAGUGGAUGCCCUGUAACUGGAAUUGCAGGCGGUAUCGUGAACGGUUCUGCAUGAACGUAGCCAACGAUUACUGGCGGGAGAAGCUGUGCCCAGGAGCAAAUCGUAGAGGUGUUCACACAGAAUACAAACAAUGUUCAAAAAGUGAAUGUGGUCCAAUCGACGGAGGUUGGUCGAUGUGGGGAGCCUGGAGCUCAUGUAAUGCAAAGUGUGGAUCAGGAACAAGGACUAGGAAGCGAACAUGCGACAAUCCGUUUCCAAUGCGUGAUGGGAAGUCGUGUCCUGGUAGUGACACUGGUACUGGAAAGUGCACUGUUGGAAAGUGCAGGCUGGGUUAUUAUGAAACUCAGUUUGAUAAUUAUAAAACUGGAUCAUGGAAAGUUGAAGGAAGUGGUUACAAAAAAUGGAGAGUGGAAGAUUUAUACCGUGAUCCUGGUCCUAAAGGCGACCACACUAGCGGAAAAGGGACGUGGCUCUACUACCCAACGGCCAAAAUGGAUUUCCAAAGGAAUCCCAACCAAAAAGCUCGCCUUGUAAAUACGUUUGGUUGGGGGGAUCCAUUCUGCCUGACUUUCUGGUAUGUCAUGGACGGKCCGUCGGUAGGAACGCUUACAGUCAAUAUCAAGAUACGCAUGCGCAACGAUAAGAGACAAUGGACAGUCUUCACGGCWAAGGGGUCCAAAGGAAGAGAAUGGCAUUUUGCAGAAGUAUUUAUAAACGUUAAAGACAAGAACUUCCAGAUAUUUAUCGACGCAGUUGGAACAGGAAGUAAAGAACAAGGAACCAUUGCUCUUGAUGAUUUGUACAUGCUGAAUAGUAAAUGCCCCAGUAUUCCCGCUACCCCCAAACCAACAACCCCUCCAUGCGUAGACAUCAACCAAAAGUGCAAGACUUGGGCGUAUGAAGGAGAAUGUGAGAAAAGACCCAAAUACAUGAACAAGUUUUGUAGGAAGAGCUGCGUUUGUCAACCCAUUAAAUGCAAYGAUACGCACAAAAAGUGUGCAUAUUGGGCAGAUAAAGAUGAAUGCGACAAGAACCCUGGUUGGAUGAAAAAGAACUGCUGUGUUUCGUGUCGAUUAGCCAAAUCAUGCGUUGAUAACAAGAAAUGGCAAGCAAAGUGUCCUGGAUGGGCAAAGAAAGGGGAAUGUGAUAAAAACAAAAACUGGAUGACUAAAAAUUGCUGCAGAAGCUGUCUCAGACAGGGAAGGUAGCAAGACAACURAACCGUUUCUCGUGUACAAAGAGCGAUUCAUACAUAAAGCUGACUGAUAUAUCACAUGUACCAUCUUGAGGCAUUUUCAACCUCUUGCUGAUAAAUACCUUCGUUCACUGGUGAUCAUUGUGAAGUGUUUUUAUAAAAGAACAAAAAAUAAAAUAAACAUCAGUC